UAAAUAUGAAAAGAAAAAUACUAACAAUGUUGACCUUGGAAGACUUGGUCAAAAAGUGGAUAUUAAUUUGAACAUAACUAAAAAGGCUAUUUCAUCCAAGAAGAAAUUGAUCAAGGUGGGACCUAAGGCUUUAGAGCAGCCCUCUGAUGAUAAAAUUCUUUCUUCAAAUAAAGAGCAGAAAUCAGCAGUUGAUAACUCUAGAAACAGCAAUAUCAGAGAAUCGCUUAGUAAAGGAAAGAAAGAUUCAAAGAAGGAAAUCAAAGUUGAGGAUACUAAUGAAAGUAAAUUUUACCCUAAAAAGGAAAACAAUCAGUUAAGAGUAACUCAAAGUUUGUCGAGCAAGUUAAGGCAACAGAAGAAGACUCUCCUCGAAGAAACAUUAUUGAGUCUAAGAGAACUAUAUUUACUAAAUAAAAGAGGCUCAGUUAAUAAUUUCGAGAUUCAUAGUGCAAUGAAUAAUGUGAAGCAACUAAUCAAUUCAGAAGAAACAGUGAAAUAUUCAACUACGCAGCUAUAAAAAUGCAGCCCAAAGCUUAUAAUCAAGAGACAGCAAUAAAGAAAAUUCAGUCAGUUCCGGAGACUGUGAAUAAGGAUCAAUCUUUUGAAAAUGUGAGUAACUCUUCAUUACCAAGAGUUAAAAACAGAAUUCUAACACAAAUUCUAAUGAACAUAGAAACAUGCAGGAUUCUUUCGAGGAUGAAGAGAAACUUGAGGAGACAAAGGAUGAGCCUAAAGGCCUUAAUAUCCUCAAGCCUUCUAUCAAGAUAACAUAAAUCCUGAAUUUGAGAUACUUAACCGUAUUUAUGAAAAAUCAUAUCAAAAUCAAAAUAGCCAAACAAGAAGAGAGGGAAUAGACAUAAAGCCAAAUAUUUCAGGUUGAUUCCUAAGAAUCCCAUGAUGAGAAGGGAGAUACAGAGGGUCGACCCUGGAGUUCUAGAAUCUCCUGAAGAGAUAAGAGUAAUUACUCUUAAACAUUUAGAAACGAUGCAAGAGCCGAGUUGAAGAAAAUUAUCAAAAGAGGAUAGUACAUAAAAGGCUAAUGAUGAUCCAAAUGUUAAACGAGAGAGUGAAGGGUCAAGUUGAGCAUUCUCCAGAAGAUGCUUAUAAGAAGCUUAAUCAGAAUCCGAUAUUUAAAAAUCUUGGGAUUGCCAUAAGAGAUUGUAAUGAAAACUCUAUUCAAAUAAGUCCAAAAAAUAAGAGAAAAAUUGAUAAUAGGAUUAACCAACCAUCUGGCAAUAGCUUAGGAACACCUAAGAAUUCAGACAGGUUCCGUUGCGGAGGCUUCUCUUAUGACUCAGACAUCCCCCUCUCUACUAAAUAUCCAAGUAUAAAUUUCAAUAAGUUUGGGUACUUGUAUAAUUUUUCAAAGCAGAGAGGUCAGGAACAGGCUGAGAAAAGGAAGAAUCUGACUGAAAAAGUUUCUGUAGAGAGUUUAUAUGAGGAGCCUGAUAUCCCAAAUAUCCAACAAAUCAUAAAAAAUCCUUGUAUAUUUAGCAUUAGAGACAAACUGAUGACUAGAAAAUUGUCAGAUACACAUCGGCCUCCUUUGACUACCAGCCAACAGACUUCUAAAGAGUUAGUUAGGAUGAAAUGUGAGCAAAGGCAUAGAAAAAAUCUGUCUUUGCAAAUAGAGCCAGUUCAGAAGGGAAUUAAGAAUAUUCUUAUUGAUAGAAAUUCUAAAUUUCCAGAGAAGAUCCCUGCAAAGGUCAAAAGCACCUACCUCCAUAACCUCAUGGAUGAUAAGAGUUUUUGCCCAAAGUUAGUUCACAAUGGAGGUCGCCCUCAAGACAAAGAUGGUUUUGAGGAAUCAAUCCGUGGUCAAGAAAAAGCUGGAGUAUCAGGAUCAACGUUCUUAUGCUCAGAGCUAUGCAAAUACUAGUGGGUAUAAUGCCUGGAAUUACUCCUUAUUUGGAUAUAAUGAUUAUACAGUUCAUAACCAAGAUUUUUGGGACAAUAUAAUUCCAACUAUAAUUCUGACAAUUUUAACUGU
Molecule: messenger RNA, 1990 nt
Organism: Moneuplotes crassus
Lineage: Eukaryota; Ciliophora; Spirotrichea; Euplotida; Euplotidae
Source: the annotation of a GenBank genome assembly